AUGUUGCCAAUGCAUCAAACCUUGUCUGCGGGCGGCGCAGCACCGGGGGCCAAGGACCGGCCCUCAACCCCAGAUUUACCAGACACAAAGGAGGCUGUGCCAGAGGCACCAUCACCGCAACAGGAAACGUGGAAGCCAGAACAAACUGCGGAUGAGACUGGCGAAAGUAGUCAUGAGCACAAAGUUUCCGUUUCGCUGUGCCAUCAACAACAGCUGCCCUCUCGACAACAACCGGUUAAAUUUGUCAGGGAAAAGGACGGACAAUGGGCGCUCUCAAGAGACGGGAUGCUCAUCAACAAUCUGUCGUGGGUGGUUGGAUUCAUGGAACUCGCCAACGCGGGUGACUUUGCCGCCAACGUAUGGAACGACAUUCCCGUACCGGUGUAUGCGAUUGUCUUCAUGGCGAUUGGGGCCACAGUGGCGGGUGUCUUGUCGAUUUUCGCGUUUCGAGAUGCCAGGCGCGCACGUUACAAUGUCCGAUACUUGAGAACGCAGAGAAAGCAGCUAUUCGAGGAGAAGAAGCAGUUGGAGGAGAGGUCCGAAUCGACGCUAGAGACAGAGGUCAUCUUGGCCAUCAACUUCCGCGAACUUGGCACCGAGCUAGUCACGCGAUGCAUCAUGGACUUUCUGAUGGGUUUUGGUGCCGUCCUGAUUUGCAUCGGCACCUACAUGGCCAUUGGCGGUGCUAACCCGUCAGUCUUUCUCGCGUCCAACCUGCUGUCUGGAUAUAUCGGCAACACGCCGAUUGCUCUCUUUGGCCUCUUCAACUCUUCCUGGGCCGGCUACAUCUUUUGCAAGGCCCAAGGUCAUGUCACCGCGUCGAGGAGACUCCUUGGCCCCGGUACGGCCACGGCCCUUGUCAAAAGACGAGCUCGCAAAGUUCAGGUCUUUUCUGUCAUUAACGGCACGGCUACACUCCUCGGCGGCGUAGGUUCCAUGAUCACAGCGACCCGAUGGUGGGGAUACGUCAUCCUCAUCCCCGUUAUCAUCUCCUCGUUUUUCUGCAAUGUGUGGUGGCGAAAGAUGAUGGGAUAUACACGAUCAGAAGGCCAUCCAGCCAUCAUCCGAGACGAACUAAUAGUCGCCCUUGAAUUCGCUGCUGCCGCUGAAGUCAGGAGCGCCAAAGACCCUGAGGCUCCUCCGCAGUGGUGCUCCGAGUUGCCCAGCUCGCUGGCAGACAUGCUUGAGUUCUUGUCUCGCCAUUCACUCCUUCACCAAUACUGCGUCAAGAUCAUGGCAAACUCGGAUAUUUGCCAAGCACUUGGGGGGAAUGCAGCUGACGUGACCGAGCUGUCUAUCAGUCCCAACGACAUCUUGGCUCUUCCGGCCAACCUCCAACCAACUCUCCUUGAGACAGCUCAUAAGGUUACCCGCGACGUGAGCCCCGACCACUUCAAGAAUAGAGAGAGAUAUCUUGCAGAACUCCUCGGUACAUACUGCACCUUGGCACCUCGCCAUCACGACAGUCACGAAGACACCGAAAGCGCUGGGCGCAUGGAUGACGGGGUAGUGGAGAAGAUCUAG
Molecule: messenger RNA, 1524 nt
Organism: Pochonia chlamydosporia 170
Lineage: Eukaryota; Fungi; Ascomycota; Sordariomycetes; Hypocreales; Clavicipitaceae
Exons: 1
Coding region: 1-1524 (507 amino acids)
Source: RefSeq, a predicted model, not a curated record